Molecule: messenger RNA, 855 nt
Organism: Rotaria socialis
Lineage: Eukaryota; Metazoa; Rotifera; Eurotatoria; Philodinida; Philodinidae
Source: the annotation of a GenBank genome assembly
AUGCCAUCAUUGUACUCGAGGUUGAUCUCAAUAUCGAGUUCAUGUAAAUAUCAAAUCACUCGCGCUCAAUGUCGUUUGUCACUGAGAGAGUCAGAUAAUUGGUUUUGCGAAUUCGAUGAUGAUUGGAACCGUCGAAAGCGUUUACAUCAUAUACAGGACCAAAGAAAUCGCAACACUGACAUACGUCAAUUAUUCUUCCAAAACAAUUGGGAACCAACAAUACAUUGUCCAUUUGAACAACGAAUAGGUAACACAGGGGAUGGUGGAAAAUGGGUUUGCAAUAUACAUCAAUUACAGCAAAAAAAUGUAACACCUCUAAUAUAUUCGUUUGGGUCUAAAGAUGAUUUUGGCUUCGAGCGUGCCCUUAAGGGAGAACUACCUACAGCUGAAAUACAUACCUUUGAUUUAGAAACUUACAUUUGUCCACUUAAUAUUUGCAUAUUCCAUCAGGUGUAUGCGGGUGAUGGAAAAAAAAAUGGUACAACAUCAUUAAAAAAGGUUAUCUACGAACUCCGGCAUCAAAAACGAGAAAUCGAUAUACUUAAAGCUGAUAUCGAAGGAAGCGAAUUUAUUUUCUUUGAAGAAUUUCUAAAAGCGCCCAAAGGUGUCGAAAAUUCUAUUGCUCAUGAAUACAGCAUGUCUUCAAUGCCAUAUAUUCGACAAAUACUUUUUGAGAUACAUUUGGAACCAAAUAAAGAUGAAGAACAUUCCCGGCGUGCACACAGGCUAUUCGAAAUGUUUCGUUCCAAUAACUAUGCAAUUUUCCAUAAGGAACCGAAUUUAGGAGAUGGACAAAACCUUGUUGAAUACGGGCUGCUCCGUCUUAAUGCAGCAUUCUUCAUUAAGCCACCAUAG